AUGGCAAAGAUAGCGCCGGAUCCAUCCCUACUCAUCGAUGGCGGCGAAAGCGUCAGACGACCACUUCCAGAUACCCUCCAUGUGAACGGUGGAGAUGGCACCUACAGCUACACCAGAAACUCCUACUAUCAGAGACUAGCUGCAAAUGUGGUUAAGGAAAAAAUUAAUGGAGCAAUUACAAUGAAGCUUGAUGUGGAAAAACUCUCUUCUACAUCGAAUACAAUUUGUAUUGCAGAUUUGGGAUGUGCAGUUGGGCCAAAUACUUUCAUUGCCAUGCAAGAUCUUCUAGACUUUAUUAAACACAAGUUCAAGCUCCAAUGCCCUAAUUUUAAAACGCUCGAAUUCCUGGUGUUUUUCAAUGAUCAACCCUCCAACGAUUUCAACACACUCUUCAAAUCUCUUCCACCGGAAAGGCCAUAUUUUGCUGCCGGCGUGCCUGGCUCUUUUCAUCACCGAUUGUUUCCGGAAUCCUGCAUUCAUUUUGUGCAUUGUUCGUAUGCACUCCAUUGGCUUUCGAGAGUACCGGAAGAGUUGUUAGACAAGAAUUCUCUUGCGUGGAACAAGGGGAGGAUUCACUACACAAAUGCUUCCAACGAAGUUGUCAAUGCUUAUGCAUCUCAAUUUGCUAAGGACAUGGAGAACUUUUUAAACGCUAGAGCGAAGGAACUUGUGAUUGGGGGGAUGAUGAUCAUGAUCAUGCCAGGUAUUCCCAAUGGGAUGCCUUAUUCUCAACUGGCAGCUAGUCUGAUGUAUGAUUUUAUGUCAUAUAGCUUCAUGGAUAUGGCAAAUGAGGGAUUGAUAAGUGAAGAUCAGGUGGAUUCCUUCAACUUGCCGAUUUAUACUCCCUCUCCGGAGGAGAUGGCCGCUCUAGUAGAAAAAAAUGGGCAUUUUAGCGUUGAAAGUUUGGAGUUAACCAACCCUGCUUCCUCGGUAGAUGGUCCAGUUGAUAUAAAUGCUUGGGUAACACAUGUAAGGGCAGCAAUGGAGGGAAUGUUCACCAAACACUUUAGCAGUGAUACUAUUGAUGAAAUGUUUGAUCGACUGACCAAAAAACUAUCCAAGUUUUCCGAUCAGGUGGAAUCAGGUUACAAGGAACGAACUCAGCUAUUAGUUGUUUUAAUACGAAAAUGA
Durio zibethinus is the source of this 1131-nucleotide messenger RNA. Its product is annotated as loganic acid O-methyltransferase-like. Gene Ontology annotation, molecular function: methyltransferase activity. The record is from RefSeq and is a predicted model, not a curated record. Lineage: Eukaryota; Viridiplantae; Streptophyta; Magnoliopsida; Malvales; Malvaceae.